This is a messenger RNA of Penicillium olsonii, 2307 nucleotides long. The record is from the annotation of a GenBank genome assembly. Lineage: Eukaryota; Fungi; Ascomycota; Eurotiomycetes; Eurotiales; Aspergillaceae.
AUGCCUACUCCUGUGAGAAUUGCGCCUCGAAUUGCGCCUCGGAGGGAUGAUGCGCCGACUUUGUUUCGAGGCGCGCGAUUCUGGCUGUCUCAAACCGUCCCACAGAGGCUUAAGCUCAAAGAGGACAUUAAUAAACAUGGUGGGAUUGUCGUACUGCUGGAGCGAGAUUCGGACGUCAAGAUUGUGGACCAUAAGAGGAAGAACCUUCCACAUGAUACAUACUCAUAUCAAUAUGUGGAGCUUUCCAUCGCGAAAGGCAAACUUGAAGACCUAGAGGAUCACAGGGCAGGUCCAUCUGCACCACGGCCCAUGGGCGCAUCUAAUAUCCCCACGAAAAGCAAGAGAUCAAUCUUCACAUUGGAGGAAGAUCGCAUUGUGUACGACUGGAUACAGCACUUCGGGAAGACUCCAGGGGCGCCGAUCAAGGGAGUCAAGUUAUAUCAAGAUUUAAGUGAAUUGGUAACGUACAACUUCACUAUACCCUUGUGUUCAAGGAUUAAUCAGGAGCAGUUCCCCAGUCAUCCAUGGCAGUCAUGGCGUAGUCGAUAUACCAAAAACCUCAUUGAUAAGCCACGUCCAGGCGGCGGAGAGUCUCUAACACUCGAUGAGAUCCUGCAGCGUGCACCAUCUCAAGCAUCACGCCCAAAGAUCUUGCCAACUCGAGUUUCUGAACCGACACCUCCAUUGAGAGUAGAGCCCAAGGCUCUCUCACGAGUACCAGCCUUAGCUCAACAUAAUACGAAUAAUUCAAACUCCAAACGCAAACGUGAUUCAGGUCCAGGUCCUCAGUCACCCAACCAAAGUCGGACCGGAAUUCCACCCUCCAAGAGACUGGCAGUUGAGGAACCGGCACCCUCUCACUCCCCAUCAAUUCAAAUUCGUCCCCCGCAGCUCACAGCGAGGGAUACCACAACGCCAAUCCCCAGGCCUGUUCCGGUACAAGCCUCACCCAGCACCUCUUCAAUAUCUCAGCCAAAUACAGGUAUUGGAACCACAGAACCAGCAACUGCUCGAUCUCCUCGGACACCAAUACCCCGCUCUAGGUCUCGGCCGUCCAGUAAACGUCCAGAAGCGACGAAAGAAUUACCAGCACCAGCACCAUUACCAUCUCGUCCCGCAGGGGAUAACGCCGUUGCUAAUUCAGCACCAGCACCACCAGCACCACCAGCACCACCAGCACCACCAGCACCACCAGCACCACCAGCACCACCAGCACCACCAGCAGAACCAGCAGAGCCAGCAGAGCCCGCACCAACACCAACACCAGCAAAAGCACCACCUCGUCCCCCUGGGAGUAAUGCCUUCGCCAAAUUAGCACCAGCACCAGCACCAGCAUCUCGUCCGCCAGGGGACAACGCUUUUGCCAAAUCAGCGGCACCAGCGCCCGCACCAGCACCAUCUCGUCACGCAGGAGAAACUGCCGUUGCCAAGUCAGCACCAGCAGCACCAGCACCACCAGCACCACCAGCACCACCAGCAGCACCAGCACCACCAGCAGAACCAGCAGAACCAGCAGAGCCCGCACCAACACCAACACCAGCAAAAGCAAAAGCACCACCUCGUCCCCCUGGGAAUAAUGCCUUUGCCACAUUAGCACCAGCACCAGCACCAUCUCGUCACGCGGGAGAAACCGCCGUUGCCAAGUCAACACCAGCACCAGCAGCACCAGCAGCACCAGCAAAGGCAAAAGCACCACCUAGUCCCCCUGGGAAUAAUGCCUUCGCCCAAUUAGCACCAGCACCAGAACCACCAGCACCGCCAUCUCGUCCUCCAUGGAACAACGUCUCUGCGAAAUCACCGGCACCGGCACCGGCACCACCAUCUCGCCCCCCAGGGGAUAAUGCCUUUGCCAAAUCAGCUCGAUUCAACAAGCAAAUUAUCAAGGAUAGACCACCACCGAAGGACCCCUUCAAGGAACCUUUCGAUAUCGACCCUGCUUUUCUGGAAUUGCCAUUCCUCCCCUCCAGCCCAGCGCCCGAGCCAGCUGAAGACGCGCCAGAGAUACCUGACAUCGAAACCUGGAUGGAUGAAAGACUAGCCCGGGGCGCGCACGAGUCACAUAUCUUUGAGGCUUUACAAUGCACAAGUAUGGAACCAACGAUGGCUGACAAAGUGCUCAAGUACCUCAGUACUGGCAAAGGCAUCCCACGUAAUGUGCGCGGGGUCUGGACACCAGAGGAUGACCAGUGCCUGGAAUCGCAAGAACAUGCCAAAGUCCAACGCGCACUCACAAAACAUGGCAUGGAGGCAUACAAGGCCCGAUGGGAUUAUUUCUGCGGGGCUCGAGAAUCAGGUUUUAUCGAAUGA